Lactuca saligna is the source of this 537-nucleotide messenger RNA. The record is from the annotation of a GenBank genome assembly. Lineage: Eukaryota; Viridiplantae; Streptophyta; Magnoliopsida; Asterales; Asteraceae.
AUGGCGAAAUGCUCACUACCUUCACUCAUUCUUCUAGCAUUUGCUUUGGUUCAGUCGAACGCCACCCAAAACCACCCAUCUCCGCCAUCAGCAGCCCCGGCACCGCAAUUAACACCAUCUUGUGAUGUUCUAUUGUUCAAGAUGAUUGAUUGCUUACCGUAUCUUACAAAAAGAUCAAAAAUGGCUAAGCCUGUUGAAUCUUGUUGUUCGGGUUUUUUAGAGGUAUGGAAGCUUGAUUUGAACUGCGUUUGUGAUGCUUUGAAUGGCAGUGUUGAAUUAGGAUUCCAAUUGAACAUGACGAGAGUGUUUCAUGUUUCUUCUGUUUGUGGUUUCCCACAUGUUUCUCUUGACAAAUGUUUACCAAUUCCUUCGGUGGCAAAACCGCCGGUUCAAAUUAUAAAACCAUCUCCGGCGAUGACUUCAGCUCAAGCGAUGACAACGAGUGAUGCCGAUUCUUUUUCACAAUUAAACUUCUUCAAGAUUCUUAUUAGUUUGGUAGUAAUUUUAAAUUUUCUAGCACUUAAUUUACCAAUAUAA